CACGCUCCGGAACACGCGUGUGUCGAGGCGCGUCGAGUGUAGUAACCUUUCCGUUCUCGGAGCACCGGCCGGUCGACCGCCAGGAAGAAUGUCGUGGCUAUUCGGCUACCGCGGUUCGCAGCCGCCGCAGGAUUUCACGCAAUUCGUGCAGCCGCCACCGCCGGCGGGCGACGGUGGAGGCGGCGGCGGCGGCGGCGGCGGCGGUGGUGGUCCACCCCCGAAAGUCGGCGGCACCAUGGAGGCCUACAGAUUCGACUCGAGCGCGCUGGAACGCGCCGCCGCGGCCGCCAAGGAACUCGAACGAUCCAAACAUGCGAGAGAAGCCCUGGAUUUGUCCAAGAUGCAGGAGACGACGAAGCAGGUGGAAUUUCAAACCGAAUUGAAGAAGUACGAGGCCAGCAUCGAACAGCUUAAGGCGGAGCAGAAACGAGUGGAGGGCGAGGAAAGAAGGAAAACGAUGCAGGAGGAGACAAAGCAGCAUCAAAUGAGAGCGCAGUAUCAAGACCAAUUGGCUAGAAAGCGCUACGACGAUCAGUUGAUUCAGCAGCAAAAGAUGAACGACGAGAAUCUGAGGAGACAAGAGGAAUCGGUAGCCAAGCAAGAAGCCAUGAGAAAAGCCACGAUAGAGCACGAGAUGGACCUGAGGCAUAAGAACGAGAUGAGAAAGCUGGAGGCGGAAUUGAAAGCCAAGGCGAAGAUUGACAGAGAAAAUCAGGAUCUCAAUCUGGAACAGAUUAGAUUAAAAGCCUCGGAAAAGAGGAUUACCGUUUUAGAAUCAAUAAAAACAGCUGGUUCAGUAUUAGGCUCGGGUGCCAAAGCCCUGCUGGAGGAUUGGGAUAAGAUCCUCGCGGCGGCGGGCGGUUUGUCUCUCAUAGCCUUCGGAAUAUACACUGCCAAGGGCUCGACCAGCGUGGCGACGCGCUACAUCGAGUCUCGCUUGGGGAAACCGUCGUUGGUGCGCGAGACCUCGAGAUUCACGUUCCUCGACACCGUUCGCCAUCCCAUUCAAGCGGUCAAGAAGCUCAAGAACAAGCAGACCGACGCGCUGUCCGGCGUGAUCCUGGCGCCGAAGCUCGAGGAGAGGCUGCGCGACAUCGCGAUAGCCACGAAGAACACGAAGUACAAUCGCGGCAUGUACAGGAACAUCCUGAUGCACGGUCCGCCGGGCACCGGCAAGACCAUGUUCGCGAAGAAGCUGGCGGAGCACUCGGGCAUGGACUACGCGAUCGUGACGGGCGGCGAUCUGGCGCCGCUGGGCCGAGACGGUGUCACUGCCAUUCACAAGGUGUUCGAUUGGGCGUUGACGUCCCGCAAGGGGCUGCUGUUGUUCAUCGACGAGGCGGACGCAUUCCUGAGGAAACGCUCGAGCGAGCACAUCUCGGAGGAUCUCCGGGCUAUGUUGAACGCAUUUCUGUACAGAACCGGCGAGCAGAGCAACAAGUUCAUGCUGAUGCUCGCGUCGAACACGCCGGAGCAGUUCGACUGGGCGGUGAACGACCGGCUGGACGAGAUGGUGGAGUUCCGUCUUCCGGGCCGCGAGGAGCGCGAGCGUCUGGUCCGUCUCUACUUCGACAAAUUCGUUCUCCAACCGGCGAUCGAGGGUAACAAGAGACUGAAGAUCGCGCAGUUCGACUACAGCUCGCUUUGCACCAAGAUGGCCGAUCUGACGGAGGGAAUGUCCGGCCGAGAGCUGGCGAAACUCGGAGUCACCUGGCAGGCGGCAGCCUACGCCUCGGAGGACGGCGUGUUAACGGAAAAAAUGGUCAUGGACAGGUGUCUCGAGGCCAUUAAGCAGCACAAGCAGAAGGUACAAUGGCAGAGCGAGCAGGAGAAACAGGAGUCGAAGUCGAUAUACGCCACGGAAGACGACGCACUCGUCCGUUCAAAAACUCUGGCGAUAGAGUCGUGUCCCGGGAGCACGGUAGCCCCAGUCUAGAUAAGUAAAAGCGCAAUUGUUGAUAAUCUUUUGAUAGUCAGGUUAAUGGCGGAGCUAGCGCCAGGGGAUGGGGAAGAGUACAAAUGCCGUUUGGAAAAGGAUGAUUCCGGCGAUUUUUGUAUUUAUCAUAAUGCGCAAGCAGGUUUGACGGAGCUCGACGAGUCGCAAAUGUCACUUGUUACAAAUGUACAUUUACAUAGGAUAAUUAAAUCGUAAUUUUACCAUGGCAUUUCA
Wasmannia auropunctata (little fire ant) is the source of this 2170-nucleotide messenger RNA. It is a transcript of the gene bor, whose product is annotated as ATPase family AAA domain-containing protein 3. The record is from RefSeq and is a predicted model, not a curated record. Gene Ontology annotation, biological process: mitochondrion organization. The transcript is spliced from 4 exons. Gene Ontology annotation, molecular function: ATP binding; ATP hydrolysis activity; zinc ion binding. Lineage: Eukaryota; Metazoa; Arthropoda; Insecta; Hymenoptera; Formicidae. Gene Ontology annotation, cellular component: mitochondrion. The coding region runs from base 89 to 1936 and encodes 615 amino acids.